Macadamia integrifolia is the source of this 1050-nucleotide messenger RNA. RefSeq lists its product as uncharacterized. Lineage: Eukaryota; Viridiplantae; Streptophyta; Magnoliopsida; Proteales; Proteaceae. The coding region runs from base 1 to 573 and encodes 190 amino acids. The transcript is spliced from 2 exons. The record is from RefSeq and is a predicted model, not a curated record.
AUGGGAAAGAAGGAAAAUGCAGAGAAAGAGAGAAGGGAGGAGAAGAAGAAGUCCAGCAAGAAUCAUGGCAGCGUCAUCGUCACUGUCUACGUUGAAUCAUCAUCAACUGCAGAUCAAAAACCUCAUCGGAAAUCCAAGUCCAGCAGCAAAUCGAAUAGGCAAAACCAUUGCUUCCGCUCUAAACCUCCAAUUUCAAAAAGAUACGGUUCCGAUCGUAAGGCCCAGCUCCUUGCCUAUGCUCAACAGCUAAGGAGCUCUCAUAAGAAACAGAUCGGAUGGUUAGAGACGAAUUUGAGAACCAAAAGAAAGUGGAGUAGUUGGGGAAAAUCUCGAUCGAAAUGCCGUCUUUUCUUCCAAAAGAUCUUCCAUCCAGUGAGAAGCCGGGAAGGAUAUGAACCGAUUCUAUCAGAUAAAGAGAGAUCUGAUUAUAAAUCGAAUUCUCGAAGCAGGAAUUGCUCAAACAACUUCUGUGUAAGGCAUUCAUACUUGGCAUCGAUCUCCAUUUCCCCUCUUUUUCAUUGCAGUAGAAGUUCAGAUCCGUAUGAAUCCGAUUCUAGAUCCCAAAUUGAAUAAUGGAUCUGCAUUUGAUGAACCUAAUCAUGCAUUUCUUUCAAAGAUUUAGCUUAAUGUUUUUGUUUUUGCAGAAGCGACUUAGGUCUAUGCUUAAAGAGUUAUCUAGAGGUUGGAAACGCAACAAGUGAUAAAAGAGCUCGAUACAAAGGCAGUGUGUGUUUAAAUGCUGGGUUUUUGGUUACUUGGUUUGAUAGGGAUCAUAUUUACGUACGAGAACCAUUCUGCUAUUCCUGUGAUCAACAUAUACAGUUGGCUCGGUUUCUCUAGCAAUGGCAUAGGUCUCUAGACUCAAGUGAAGUAGUAUAUCUCUAUACGAGGUGAUUGAAUCUUUGGUCCUUCAAGAAUAAUAUCCUUCACAAGUCACAAAAACCAGUACCUUAUAAUUAAGAGGUCAUAAGUUCAACUCUCAUUUACAAUGUAUUCACUUCAUAAUUGAGAGAACUAUAUGCAAUUUUUGAAAGUUAUCAUUGUCUUGCA